AUGAUGUUUGGUAUGGCGUGCGAUCCUUUGAAGCAUACAAGCAUGUAUGAGCGUAUGAACGAGGAUAGCGAGGACAGCGAUGGCGAGGGCGGACUUGGAAAUGUGUCACGCGUUAUCAUACGUCCACCAGGUCAGAGCGGUAAGGCUAAACGUGGACAUCUUUGCUUUGAUGCUGCUUUUGAGACGGGUAAUCUGGGUAAAGCUGAUCUUAUUGGCGACUUUGAGUAUGAUCUAUUUUUACGUCCGGACACUUGUAAUCCUCGCUUUCGGUUUUGGUUCAAUUUCACUGUGGACAAUGUAAAACAAGAUCAGCGUGUACUCUUCAAUAUAGUUAACAUUAGCAAGCCACGUAAUUUAUUUAAUUCCUCUCUGGUGCCGUUAGUAAAGUCGUCGAGCCGUCCCAAAUGGCAACGAUUACCGAAGAAGAAUGUUUUUUACUAUCGUUCGUUGCUGCAUCAAAAUCAUUAUGUGCUUAGCUUUGCUUUCUCCUUCGACAAAGAAGAGGAUGUGUAUCAAUUUGCAGUAGCGCCACCUUAUAGUUAUUCACGGCUACAAGCCUAUUUAAAUGUGAUCGAUGCGCGACAAACGGAGCAACGGUUCGUGCGUAGUGUGCUGACAAAGAGUCUGCAAAACCGUAAUGUCGAUCUGCUCACCAUCGAUCACGUCACCGCCAAAGCAAAGGCAUCACGCCUGGAUCGCGGUUUUAUUCGCGUCAUCGUUAUAUUAUGUCGUGUACAUUCCGGUGAUACACCGGCCUCCUUCAUGUGCCAAGGAUUUAUAGAAUUUUUAAUCGGCAAUCAUGCGAUUGCAACGACACUACGCGAUAAUUUCGUCUUCAAAAUUUUGCCGAUGGUUAAUCCAGAUGGUGUAUUUUUGGGUAAUAAUCGCUGCAAUUUAAUUGGGCAGGAUUUGAAUCGUACAUGGCAUGUAGCCACGGAGUACUCUCAUCCUACAUUGUAUGCCAUAAGGAAUAUGCUAAAGGAACUGGAUAACUCUGAUGUAUGCGCGAAAGCCUUUGUAAUGUUUAAUUCAUAUCACUAACGUUAUGUCCAAUUGCAGAUUUAUCAAAUUGACUUUGUUAUCGACUUGCACGCGAACAACAGUCUGCAUGGCUGCUUUAUCUAUGGCAACACAUACGAGGAUGUCUACCGGCAUGAACGUCAUCUUGUAUUUCCGCGGCUCUUUGCCACCAAUGCGCAUGAUUAUGUUGCCGAAAAUACCAUGUUCAAUGCGGACGAGAAGAAAGCUGGUUGUGCGCGUCGUUAUUUUUGUGAACGUCUCAGCGAUACGGUAAAUGCUUACACGGUGGAGAUCUCCAUGGGCGGCUACUAUUUAAAGGAUGGCAAAACUGUGACGCUCUACACAGAAGAUGACUAUUACCGCUGCGGCCGCAAUUUGGCGCGCACUUUCCUCCACUAUUAUCGCUUCAUCAAUGUGCUACCAACGCCUGUUGUGUCUGAGGUGCGGUUGCGGCGGCGCAAUCGCCCACGCACUCAUCACUCACGUUCACGUUCCCGCACACGUUACGAAGUGAAGCCGCGUCCGAAGACAACGCGCUGUUAUGCGCCCAUUGCGUAUACGAAUCUCUCGAUACAUUACGACUCCGGUGGCUCAUCCGAUGAGGGUGGGUUUUCGCCCACGCGCCCCAUAGCGCCAAGUAGCAGUCUCUUCAGUGGCUAUCGGAACUAUCGACGUACGCAUGGCAGUUCGGCCGUCACACACGAUCAAUAUGCGCUGCUGGCGCUCAAGUCAACGAGAUACGAUCACUUGGGAGAUUUUGGCGGCGGCGGUGGUCGGGCCCAUGCGUAUCAGCAUAGCCGAGCGGCUACGGCUGAAAAGUCAAGCAAAGCAGUUACAUUCGAACAACCAUUAAACGUGCCACCCAAACCAUAUUUAUCGAUUAUUGAUCUUAACCAGCUGACGCGCGGUAGCUUGAAUCGAAAGACGGUCAGCUUCGAUGCGGAUCAUCGAUGAUUGACGGUACGGAGAGGGAGUAAAU
This is a messenger RNA of Rhagoletis pomonella (apple maggot), 1999 nucleotides long. RefSeq names its product cytosolic carboxypeptidase 6. Gene Ontology annotation, biological process: proteolysis. Gene Ontology annotation, molecular function: zinc ion binding; metallocarboxypeptidase activity. The record is from RefSeq and is a predicted model, not a curated record. Lineage: Eukaryota; Metazoa; Arthropoda; Insecta; Diptera; Tephritidae.